Molecule: messenger RNA, 234 nt
Organism: Closterium sp. NIES-65
Lineage: Eukaryota; Viridiplantae; Streptophyta; Zygnematophyceae; Desmidiales; Closteriaceae
Source: the annotation of a GenBank genome assembly
AUGGAUGACGGUACUUUUUUCUUCAAGGAUGAGAAGAUGCUGAUGAAGGAGCUGGGCACGCUCAAGAAAGUGUGGAAGGCGCUUAAGGCAACUGCAGUUCUUGCUCUAGAUAAGGUGGAGCUGUUGAUGGUGAGGAGCGGAAUGGUCAUUCGUGCGGGCGGUCUGCCCGAGGUACGACUACGCUGCUUGGAGCUCUGCACGGAGUACGACUGCGCUGCUCGCAGCAGCGGUUGA